Molecule: messenger RNA, 6110 nt
Organism: Plutella xylostella (diamondback moth)
Lineage: Eukaryota; Metazoa; Arthropoda; Insecta; Lepidoptera; Plutellidae
Product: carbohydrate sulfotransferase 4
Biological process (GO): sulfur compound metabolic process; N-acetylglucosamine metabolic process
Molecular function (GO): N-acetylglucosamine 6-O-sulfotransferase activity
Source: RefSeq, a predicted model, not a curated record
CUCAAAUAAAAAAGUGUAGAAAAAAGAAGGUGCAAUGCAGUGUUGUUGUAGAGACUGUAUUAAAUUAAUAUUAUACAUUCUAUGUAGGAAAUAACGAAUUAAACUAGUUUUAGACAAAAUACUUAUAAUUUUUUACACUUUGAGUAUUUCAUGUGGUAUUAAAUUGUUGCGAAGUGCCUAGUGUCCACGUUAUACAUGAUCCCUUCUCGCCGCAGAUAGAGGUUUCUAUUUCGUUGCUGAUAUUUAAUUUCCGAUAUUAGCGUAAUGUUACGACAAAUAAACUUCUACUCAAUAUGUUUCGCUUUCGGCCUUAGUGUUCUUUUGAUCCUAGCUGGAAGCCGAUACACAGAUAACGCGAACUACCGUCCAGUGUCGGAGAGCCACAGGAAUGUAAGAAACUUUUUGAGGAUCGUAAAUGACGACGAGGUGUACCAGCCUCAGACGAUAAAGCCUUACGACGACGCUGAGAAAGUAAUAGAACUGCAGCGCUUGAAGAUAGAAGCUGAGCUGUCCCAUUAUAAUUUAUCAGGGACGGGUCACAAGCUCAAAGAGCUGGUCCCGGAGGCGGGGGGCCGGCCCGUGCGCAGCAUGAUCGUGUCCACCUGGCGCUCCGGGACCACCUUCCUGGGCGAGAUCCUCAACGCCAUACCCGGCAACUUCUACCACUAUGAACCAUUACUUAAGUAUGAUAUAAUACAAAUAAGAGGGCCUCCACAUGCCGAUGAUGCCUUGACCUUACUCAAUAACAUGUUUAAAUGUAACUUCCAUGGGAUGGAUGACUAUUUUGAAUUUGGAAGGGAACAUUCGUACCAAUUCAGCCACAACACAAGACUAUGGGACCACUGUAAAUAUAAGAGAGCAUUGUGUGUGGACUCUAAUUUUACGACAAGGUUUUGCAAAUUGUUCCCCUACCAAAGUAUGAAAGUUGUGCGUCUGAGAUUGAGACUCAUUGAGGAUAUUUUACAGGAUAAAGAGUUGUCAAACCUGAAAGCAGUGCUGCUAGUGCGGGACCCACGAGGAGCCAUGCAGUCGAGGCAGCACCGAGAAUGGUGCCUGCCCGCGCCGGACUGCUGGAGCCCUGAGCUCAUGUGUGCGGACAUGAUCAGCGACUAUGUGGCCCUCACUCGCUUGCAGAAGAAGUUUCCUAACCGGGUCACAGUGGUCCGGUACGAGGAUUUCUCUCUGAACGUGACCAGCGAGACGCGGCGGCUGCUGUCCUUCCUCGGGCUCAGCAUGAGCACCGCCCUGGAGGAGUUCCUGCAGACUCACACCAACAAGGAGGGCGCGGGCGUCAGCUCCACCUUCCGCGUGUCACACGAAGUGCCUUUCAAGUGGAGGAACGUGCUCAAAUAUGAGUACGUUAGUCAGAUACAGGACGUGUGCUCCGAGGCGAUGGAGCUGUGGGGCUACCGGCCCGCGCACAACCGCAGCCACAUGCAGAGCGAACAAUUCGUGCCCAUCGGCCCCUACCGCGUCGCACUCUAACUCCAUAGCCACUGAGUCGAAUCUCCAACUGCACUGUGAAAGAUAAAUUUACGCCGUGACGGGUUCUCUUGAACUCUUUAUGGAAAACUACCAAUUCACCUUACAUUAAGGUAUGGACAUUUAAAAUUUAAUUUGCUCCCACUGAUGUUUGAUUUAUAAAAGCAAUGUCAAUUUAAAUUACAUAUAUUCGGAAAGGUAGGAGGGUACAUAAAACAUAAGGAAACCUACAUACUCAUUUUACACGAGGUUGCAUAAAUGAACCUAAAUGUCUCACAUCGAAAUAUUAGUGACGAUUCAUAUUAUAUUUACCUAGAUGUUAUACGUGAAUAUUGUUUAUUUGUAUAUUUUUUUACUUUACUUUGUUGUUUGAUGUUUUUGAAAGACUGAAUGUGUUUCCAGCAGCUUCAAUAUACUCUUCCAAUUCUCUAUUCCUUAAUUAGAUGCUGAGAUUAUUUUUGUAAAGGUUAACUCCUGCACAUUUCACUAUAAGUUUAAAACUAUCGAAUAGUUUAGCAUUUCUGUCGCACAAAAAUACUCUUAGAAUUAGCGCCGCCAUCUUUAAAAUAUUUUUCAAAUUUAACAUUUAACAACUUGAAUAGUCUUUACAUUGUAGUUAAAACUGUCUCUACUAAAAUAACUGUUUAGUCUAAAAUAUUAUUUUAUUUUAGUAUUGUAUGGUUUGAAUUAUGUAGUAAAGUAAAUGUCAUAAUACAUUGUAUUAUAAGUAUAGUGAGGUCAGGUUGUGCCGCAGGUGUCGUUAUAUCAAAUGUAAAAGAUGGACCAUUAGUUAGACAAGCGAAGCGCCGCGACGCUUCAGUAGAAACGCAAAACGAAACGAAACUUAUUCGAACGCUAAUACGAUCACUAAAUUAAUCGCGUUUUUAUUAUACGCUUAAGCAAUUUACCUUUUAUAUUGUUAGCACUCACGGAAUUGAGGAAUUGUCGAUGCUUCCAACGUAGACACGUUAUUACGUAGUUUAGAUUAGCGUAAGGUCUCAGGCUGGGAAUUGAAUCUAAAAUGACUGCGUUGUAUUAAAUAUUGUGUAGGCGUAUACGAGUGGUGUAGAUUUACAGACCGAUGCGGUGGUCUUGAUUCGGAUACGGUAGUACUAAGUGACACAACUGAUACAAUUUGUUGUUCCGAAGUCAGGAGCAUUCUUAAUACGUGAGACAGUCAAUUAUGGUUUGUGAACGUGCGUCUUCGAGAUGGCAUCAGUUGGUAUUUCUUGAAUAUUAUUUUUUAAUUGUCAUUACCUUCAUAUACUGGUGAAAGGUUUUGAUUUCUUUUUCAUACUCAAAUUAAUUCUCGACAAUGCGAGCGCAUGUCAAUUACUAUCAUCCAUAGACGUGUCUGAUAUUGCAUGUCUUUAAUAUGUAACUCCUAUAUUGGCGUAGCGAUCUAUCCAUCAGUUUGUCAUAUAAUUACCUAGUCUAUAGAUCUGUUUGUUACUGAGUGGAGUGUCGUGAAGAUGUGUGCUGAAAUCCGCAGCUCAGUGAAAGUAGUGAGAUCAUAAAGUGCACUUGAACAUGACGUAGUCUAGUAGAAAUAAUCAUUUUUAUCAGAUAAUUUAGUCGUAAUGUUUGAAUGUAUUAAUUUUUGCAAAUAUUUGGAUGGCUUUUGUUUUGUAGGUAGUAAUAUUAUACUUACCUACUAUUGCGUAAGUAAAAUAAGAAGUUAAUAACAUUUGAUCAAUAAGAAGCUAUUAAAUUCUAUAAUAAAUAUUAUCAUACUACGGACAUACGCAUAGACUAAAGUACGACUUAGUUAUAGGUGAAAUUCGUAUAAUUUUUAGAUCAAGUAAUGAGGCGAAUAGGUUACGCAAAAUACUCAAGUAUUGCAAAAAUAAAAAGAUCAACUUAUCGUUAUUUAAUAAACUCCCACAUUUAACUGUAUUAUGGAUUCUUUUAAAAUUCUCAUAUGAAAUCAAUCAAAUAAUUAGCGGCUUACCAGCCUUUUUUAAGAAACUGAUAAACAAUGACCAUCAUCAUCAGCCAGUGCGUCCACAGAAAGACAGAAUAUCCUCCAAUAGUAUUGAAGAGGCUCAUGUCGUGGACUAGCAAACUGACUGAUAGUGAUGAUGAUUAUAAUGUCAAUAUAAUAUAAUAGAAAUCCAAAACACCAUGUAAAAUUAUACUUCCUAUCGUAAUGUAAACAUACGAAGAAACGCUUACAAAGUACAUGACUCAAGUCAAUAUACAAUCAAUUAAUAAUUAAGAUUACAUGCUUCCUGAUAGAUGUGACAAUAUAAAGUAAAUAUUCAGUUAUAUGCCUUAAUGAAAUACUGGUAAUGUUAACUUAGGUAAGGGAUAGGUACUUAUAUAUUGAUUGCAGGUUAUUUAUUGCUCGCUGGCUGGUCCAGUGUAGUUUUUUUUAUCAUAUCAUUAGCAUAUCAUAAGGUAAUUAUAAUAGUAGAGAUGAUACGAAGAGUUUGUCUUAAUUUAAGUUAUAGUAUUUACAUUUACGCUUUUUUAUAUACACGCUCAAUAAUUUAUUUUUUAUGAGUACUUAGUACUUAUGUAUUCUUUUCCUGUAAUGAAAAUGAUCGCUUGGUACAGAAUCUCAGGUCAAUAUUUAAAACACCAUUGCAUAUACCUAUAUAAUUAAUAAUAAAAUAUAUUAAUUAAAUCCCUAGGAAUCGUGAUAAGGAGGGCAAUAUCGAGUAUUGAGAUUAUAUACAACAUAAUUUAUUAAUAUAUAAUGUAUAUUUUAUUUGUAAUAAACGUUUAACAACACAUCGAAAAGCGAACGUACAUACCUAGUAUGUAUCAAGUACGUACCUAUUUAAUGUGUAAACUAUUUCACAGCUAAUGAAGUGAAAGUCUGAAACUAAUUUACAUAAUAUGAGAAACUUCGUGGGCCAUUGUGGUUGACAAUGCUAUAAAUAGAAAGCAGCUGUGGUGCUAUGAAACUUCAUUCCCUUAGGCGGAAACGCCAGGUGGAUGUAAGUAAGAGCUGUCAAUUUAAUGUUUGUUUUGCAACUAGUUAAUUAAAAUUCGUGAUUCGUGGUACUAGUUGUGCAUAGAACGAAUCCAGAGCCGGUGCUCAAGCAACCAGAGCGACAAUGCUACUAAGAGGGCUCCGUCUAAGUAGCAUUGUCCCUCUGAGAGGGGUCAGGUUUCUCUGACCCGAAUGUACCGUACGUCGUAAAAUGUUUUUGAUAAGACUAACUUUGAUUUAAUGCUUUAAUAGCCGCUGAAUCGGGAAUGAAGUUUCAUUAUACAUUUCAGUCAGCAGUAGGUACUGCUCCCUAGGUCUUACCAAUUAAUAAAACUAAGGAUAAUGAUAAUCUCGCAGCUUGCAACUUUCAGUUAUGAAAACUAAACCGGUAUUUAAUAAGUAGUAACAAAUGUGACCAACAAGAAAAUUAACUGUCCCAAGUUUUAUUUAAAUGUUAUUAAAAUCAACCCAAUGAUGAAUGUUGUACCAAAUAUGUAUGUAGGUAUUGUAUAAUGUGCAUAAUAUAUUUUAUUUAUUUUGUUGAUUGUGUAUGAAUGGUAUUUGUGAUGUAUACCGAAUGUUUAAAAAACGUAAAAGCUUUUAUUUUAUGAACAAGGAGGCAGUGGUAUUUGCUUAUGAACAAUGGAUAUAAUCUAAGUGAUUUGAGAUGUAAGCAAUGAAAUUAAUAAUUUGAAAUUAUUACCAUUGCAUGCAAUAUAAUAGAUUAUUUCAGAAUCUCUAUUUGGAAUUAUCAAAUAAUCACCAUUGGAAGCAAUAAAAUAGAUAAGUUCCGAAUCUCUAGUACUGUUAAAUACCUAAGGUCUUUAGAAACAAAUGACUAACCAUUAACCAAGCAUUGGAAAUUAUGUAUUUAUAAUGUCCCGAGACACCUUAUUAAAAAAGUCCUACCUAAUUGAUAUUAAAAACAGUGCCAGUCUACUAUGCUAUGCCAUUGCACCUGUGACUGGCGGUUAGAGCAGCCUCCGACACUUCCUGUAUUGUCCUUUGAGAAUGGCUGAAAUCUUCUAAAAUAUUUAACAUGGGAUGGAAUUUACAGUUUUAGUUACACAUAGUAUUUAAUAUUUAUUUACUUACUUAUAAUACAUUUAUUUGCUUUACUCAUGUAUCAGUAUUGUUUGGGAUUCAAUACAUUUACCAUGUACUGUUGUAAUGUAAGCAAUAUUGGUCCCUUAAAUUGGAAAGGUAGAAUUUAAUGGAAUAGCCUUACUAGCUUAAGAGGUUACGGUUGAAUGCAGUCGAUACGAAUGUUAAAGUUUAUUCUUUAUUAAGUAAUUAAGGCCCAGGCGAGGCACUGAUUUCAUUAAUCAUAGCAAUUAUUCCUAAGUGUAGGUACGAGAUUUUUGGGCAAGAACAACUUAACCCUUUGUUUCUCAUUGUUUUUGUACCUUACUAUUUGGCAAGUAUAAACAAUAAACAUACAGGCUGUAAAUAAAAUUGUAUUGUAGAUCGAAAGAGGUUCCGCUUUUUCAGGUUCCAACUACCUAGGUUCUAGAACAUUACCUAUCUACUAUGCAAUAAUUUUAUUGACAUUUAGAUAGCCUUUAUUAAUGAGAUCAGUUCCGCCAGCCUUUUGAUAGUUACUAUUGCAGCACGGCCGGCAGCGUUUAUUAUUGCAAAUAUUGUAACGAUAUUUUUUAUUUAAAAGUUAAAUAAAGUUACAAGAAAA